AUGAAAAAACCAAAAAACCUCAAUAACAAGAAGGCUAAUAAAAAGCCCUUCAGACAACAACAACAAACCACCACCACCACCUCAACAACAAAAGCCUUAUCAGAACUAAACACCUCACCAUCAAUAACAACACCAUAUAAAUAUGAAAAUGGUGAUUCACCCACAACAACACCAACCUUAGUUAAUAAGCGUUCAAUUCAAGAUGAUAGCAUGGUUAUAUAUACAAAUAAUACAAUCAAUCAAUCACCAAUUCCUAACUCAACACCACCUCCUCCUAGUAGUAUUAUUCACAAUGAUGGUCAAUCAAGUAUUAAUCAAAGUAUAAUGGAAGAAGAAUAUGAUGAUUAUAUUCAUAUUCCUUCUCAAAUUCAAAAUAUGACAUUAAAUUCAAGUAAUACAUCAGAUUAUGAAUAUUUUGGAUCACCAAUGAUGACCAUGAUGAGUACUCCACCUUCAAUAGCCUAUCAACAAAGAUUAGAACAUUUACAAUUAAUUGAUGAUUCUGAUAAUACUCAAUUUUAUUCCCCUAAUACUCCUUUACCAAUUCCAUCUUCAACUCCAUGCAUUCUUAAGAAAUUAUCAAAUCAAAGUUCUAUUGAGGGAAAUGAAGAUAUUUCCAAUAGUUUUAAUGUUUCAAAUAAUUUGUCAUUUAAUUCAACUAAUAGUACACUAAAUUCAUCUAGGAUAAAUGACUCUAGUUUACAAUUAGAUAUUUCGCAAAUUAAUGAAAUGUCCAAUAUACCCAAUUCAGUAAUUGAACAAAAAUUGAAAGAAUUAAAACAUCAAGUCAAUGGAAUUCAUCAUAAUUUAAAAUCAUCACCAAUACACAAAGUUGAUAAUCCAACUCAUUCACUUAAUAAGAAUUAUACUGCAACUGUAGAUACAGAUAGAUUAUUAUCAUUUCGAUCUUCAACUAGUAGAAGAUCUAUGCAUGUACAUAGAGAUGAUAUAUUGAGAUAUGUGAGAGCAAUACAGGAUCCAGAUGAUCAAGUAAGAAAGAGAGCUAUUGAAAUUGUAAAAUUGUUGGAUGCAACAAUGAAAGCUCCAUUACCUGAAAAAUCAAAAAAGAAUUCAAAUUUCGAUCAUAUUCAAGCUAGAGUUUCACAUAAUCCAAAAACAAUUCCAAAAGAAGAAACCAAUACUGAUUUAUAUAGUGAUUUUAAAUCUAAAUUGAAAAUGACAAGGAAAGCAACAAGUAGAUUUAGAGAAUGUUUUGAUAAUUCCUCUUCAACUUUAUCGCUGGAGCAAAAAACACUUUCAAGAAGAGAACAAGUUGAAUUGGAAAAACAAGAAUUUUUAAAAAAAUGUCCACGAAAAAGUCAUAACAAAUAA
Naegleria gruberi is the source of this 1332-nucleotide messenger RNA. RefSeq lists its product as uncharacterized. The transcript is spliced from 2 exons. The record is from RefSeq and is a predicted model, not a curated record. The coding region runs from base 1 to 1332 and encodes 443 amino acids. Lineage: Eukaryota; Heterolobosea; Eutetramitea; Acrasida; Naegleriidae.